Molecule: messenger RNA, 1677 nt
Organism: Fonsecaea multimorphosa CBS 102226
Lineage: Eukaryota; Fungi; Ascomycota; Eurotiomycetes; Chaetothyriales; Herpotrichiellaceae
Exons: 1
Coding region: 1-1677 (558 amino acids)
Source: RefSeq, a predicted model, not a curated record
AUGGAAUACGCAACGUACGAGUCGCGGCUUGCGUCUUUCGAGCCUCCGUCGAAACGAUCAAAGCUAGGAUGGCCGCACAAGACGCCGACGCCGGAUGAGCUCGCGCGAGCCGGCUUCUACUACAAACCCUCCAGCGCCAGCAAUGAUAACACCAUCUGCUACCUUUGCGAAAGACAGCUUGACGGAUGGGAGCCGGACGAUGACCCAGUGGGAGAACAUUUGAAACAUUCAAGCGAUUGUGGCUGGGCGAUAUUGAUGAGCGCAGGGCAAGAUGCUAAACACGACAUCAGCACAAUGGAAGACCCGACAGGCCAGAUAUUUGCAGACGCACGCCGGGCCACCUUCGCCGUUGGAUGGCCGCAUGAGUCAAAAAGAGGUUGGCGGUGUAAGAUAGAGAAGAUGGUUGAAGCAGGAUGGCAUUUGGCGCUACUGCCAGAAAGCGAGGAUUAUGUGUCCUGCGCCUUUUGCAAAUUGUCUCUUGAUGGCUGGGAACCAAAAGAUGACCCUUUCGACGAGCACUAUCGGCGAUCUCCAGCUUGCCCUUUUUUCCAUUUUGCAGGAACAACUGCGCCAGCUAAGCGCCCGAAAGCAAAGAAAGGCCGCACAUCCAGAGCGUCGCGCUCAUCAAAAGCCUCGACGCGGUUGUCGACACAGUCAAACACCCAAGACAUGACCACCCUUUCAGAAGCUCCUAGCAAUGUCAAUGAUCUCAUACCAGAUCUCGAUGACUCAAUAGAUACGAGCACCAUGUCGGCAAUGUCGGUCAUGUCAACAGCAUCUACUGCCACAACUAGAGCCAAGCGGAAAGCUGCUGGCGGCCGGUCAAAAGCGACCAAGUCCAAGAGAACAAAGACCACCAAAUCGACAAAGACGAAGAAGGAAGAACCUCAGCCUGAAGCGGAGGUAGUAAAUGGAGAAGAGUUUCCGGCAGAAGUCGAGCAUGAGCAAGUCCAAGUUCCGGCUGACAUUGAUCUCGAGCCAGAAGUUCAAGCAGAGGAGCAACAAGCUCCACCAAACCCAGCGCCCACUCCUCCCGCCCAGGUCUCCUAUCCAUCACUAAAUGAAAGCAACACUCCCCCACGGAUUUCCAGUGAGCCUCGUCAUCCAAGUCCUCUCGGCCCACCGCCUCAAGCAUCACCAACGCCUUUGAAGGCACGUCCAUUCACAUCUGCCGCCAGGACAGCAACACCGAAGCCUUCCACUGACAAGAUCGAGUCUUCUCGUCCCGUGUCGCCAACACCAAAAGCUAACCACACCUCUUCCCCAGCUCCCUCUCCAUCAACUUCGGACAUUGAAAACGCCCCACCCUCAACGCGGCCUGCAUCCGCACGUCCACCUGCUCCUGCUCCUCCGGACUCAUCCACUCCCAGCCACCACCGACAUCCAAACGCGUCAUCUCCCAAUGAAGGUGCAGAAAUGCCGAAAUGGACGCCGGCGGAUAUUGAAUUGAUCUUUGCUCCCACGUCGCCGCAGAAAGUUGAUGCAGAUAUAGUCCUCGGCUUGACGGGCUCACAACUCUCCACGGACGAAAAAAAUAUGACGGUGCAGGAAUGGAUCGAAUUCAUUGCCAAGCAGACAGAGGAGGGGUUGAGAGCGGAAACGGAACGGGUGGUGGGGGUUUUUGAGCGAGAGGGAGAGAGGGCCAUGAGGGUUCUGGAGGGGAUUGUCUGUGUUUGA